Messenger RNA from Helianthus annuus (common sunflower), 558 nucleotides. RefSeq lists its product as uncharacterized. Lineage: Eukaryota; Viridiplantae; Streptophyta; Magnoliopsida; Asterales; Asteraceae. Bases 1 to 558 code for a protein of 185 amino acids. The record is from RefSeq and is a predicted model, not a curated record. The transcript has a single exon.
AUGGUGAGAUUGUCAAACGAAAAGGACACAUGGAUGUGGAACAUCGACAUAAAGGAUGGAUUUUCGGUGAAAUCGGUUAAAAAGACGUUAAUUUCUUAUAGGGGAUCUAGUCACCUUCCUACUUAUGAAUGGAGCAAAUGGGUCCCUAUCAAGUGCAAUCUCAUGGCGUGGAGAGGUAACUUGGAUCGUCUUGCUACUAGAGUCAAUCUGAGAAGAAGGAACGUAGAGAUAACAUCGGUUAUGUGCCCUUUCUGCAACGAGUACGAGGAACCUUUGGAUCAUCUAUUCACAUCAUGUUUGAUGGCGAUUCGUGUACGGGCGACUUUCAGUGAUUGGUGCAACAUCCCUCCGAUUUUCGCUUUCGAAUUCAAAGACUUGAUGGAUAUUCAUAACUCCAACCAAGAAAGAAAAAAAGUGAAGAAAAUUUUACGGGGAUUGGUAAUUAUCACGUGUUGGUGUAUAUGGAAUGCUAGAAAUGAGUUGGUGUUUAAUCAAUGCAGGAGAAGUUCUCAAGAGAUCUUGAUAGAUAUUAAAUCGAGAGGGUUUGGAUGGCUUUAA